UCCUUUUGCCUAUCCUUGUCCCUUAUUGCCUUAAGAGUAUAAAACUUUCAACAAUGGCCCGUCAAGUUACGAAGCUUGGUUAUUUGGACAUCAAAAAAACUCUUUUUAUGCUGUGUGAUCUGCAGGACAAAUUCCGACCGGGUAUGAAAAUGUUCGACCCUGUUGUUAAAAAUACCAGCAAAUUGCUUCAAGCUGGUAAAUUGAUGGACGUACCACUUAUUGUGACUGAACAUUAUCCGGAGAAAUUGGGUAAAAUCGACAAGGAUUUGGACAUCAGGCACGCAAAAGGCAUUUUCCCUAAGACUCUUUUCAGCAUGAUGAUACCCGAAGUUCAGAAUAAAAUAAAAGAACUAUUCCCCAAUAACUUGGAAACCGUCGUCCUCUUUGGAUUAGAAUCGCACAUUUGUCUGGAACAAACCGCAAUGGACCUACUGAACAAUGGAUACACUGUACAUGUUGCAGCAGACUGCUCGUUGUCCCGGACUCAGGAAGAUCGCAAGCUAGCACUGGAAAGACUGCAGCAAUAUGGAUGCUUUGUGACCACGAGUGAAAAUAUAAUUUUCAAGCUCAUGAAGGAUAAAAAACACCCAGCAUUUGAUAAGGUUAAAGGAUUAGUGCGUGACCCAUCUGUAGACACUGGAUUGUCUAAGCUCUAAAUGUAGCAGAAAUCAAAUUUCAGUUGAUCAGGGUAUCUAAUUGUGCAUUUAAAUUAUGUUUGGCUGC
This is a messenger RNA of Ochlerotatus camptorhynchus, 723 nucleotides long. RefSeq names its product isochorismatase domain-containing protein 1. The coding region runs from base 54 to 656 and encodes 200 amino acids. The transcript has 2 exons. The record is from RefSeq and is a predicted model, not a curated record. Gene Ontology annotation, cellular component: cytoplasm. NCBI's taxonomy places the organism in Eukaryota, Metazoa, Arthropoda, Insecta, Diptera, Culicidae.